Molecule: messenger RNA, 2220 nt
Organism: Episyrphus balteatus (marmalade hoverfly)
Lineage: Eukaryota; Metazoa; Arthropoda; Insecta; Diptera; Syrphidae
Exons: 2
Coding region: 1524-2192 (222 amino acids)
Source: RefSeq, a predicted model, not a curated record
UCAAAAAAAAAUUUUUUUUUUUUUUUGAAUUGGUACUUCGAUAUCUCGAUUCCUAGACCCCUAUAGAAUAUACUCACCAAAUAUGAGCUUUUUAUUUUGAUAGGAAGGUCCUCCGCUUUUAAUAUUUCUUUUUUUUCCCUAGUAUCAGAAAUGAAAAUUUUUAUCUCUCGAUCAGCUGGUAUAAAAAAUUUUUUUUUCUUAUAUUCUUAUAGGAAAUUGAACGCUCUACAAAAAAGGUCUUUAAAAUUUUUUUCCCAAACAUCACCGUUCAAAAGUUAUUAAAUCCUGAAUUUUGACUAUUUUAUGGAAAAUAUCGGUUUUCCUUAGGAAAUUUGUAACUCGUAAAAAAAAUUUUUUUUAGAACUGCGCCAUUACUUUUUUUGUAGGAAAUUAACUGCUCUACAAAAAUGAUCUUGGGUCAUUUGUCGAUUAAACUAAGCGUUGUAAAGAUAUUCGUCUUCAAACUCCAAUGCACGCAAAUUUUACCAGUUUUUCAUUAAUAAUUCGGAAAAUUUUAAUUGAGUCUAUGUUUUUCGGGGAAAUGUAUACAAAUUUGAGUUUCUGUCGUAAAAGUGAAUAUUGUAAAGAAGUUUGUUGUUCGUUUAUAAAUAUAAAAGGUAUUUACUAACUUAAAAUCCCGGUGGUGAAAUUUUUAUUUUUUAAGUGUGUGUUAUAAAUAAAUUUCAAAUACAGUUUUAUUUAUUAUUCAUUAAUCUAUAAUGGAUAAGGAAAUUCGUUUCAUUGGUGUACCUAUGCAAACAAUUUUAGAACGUAAGUUACCAACAAUUAAAGAAGUUAUGAGUGUGUUUUUCUAUCAAUUGAAAGUUUUAAAGUUUUCAAUUAAACAAAGUGCUAAAAUAUCGGUUGAACAAGUUAUUGAAUUGUGGAAAAAAAAUCAGAUUCCAACUACUAAAGCUCAAAAUGCAAUCAAAAAGCUAAUCCGUUAUCAUUCUCUUUGGUUGAAAUUGCAAAAAAGCUUCAAAAAAAAAACAUCAUUACAAAACCUACAUGAAAAGAAAUUUCAAACUCAACUGGAGGCAUUAUUUGACAUUAUAAAUAAAAAGUGUUUUAAAGACCUUGAUGACAACAUUAAAAAAUUGUACUUAAAUCAAAAGUAUUCUACACGAAAAGAAGUUCUUUCUAAUGCAUCUAACUUAUCUAUCAAUGUGAUGGAAUUAGACGAAAGCAGUAAGUGUACAUUAAAAUUACAAAAUUUUUGUUGUUUAUCCUUAAUUAUUUGAAAUCGAGAUAAAAAAAAGUUCUCUUUAUCUUCUUUAAUAAAAAAUAUUCUUUUUCUAGAUUUGAAUAAACCGUCCUUCAGUCAUGCAAUUGAUCCAAGUGAAGACUCUGAAUCAUCCUCUACAUUUACAUUAAGUGAAGUUUAUAAUUUAGGAUAUGACCUAGAGUAUGAACCAGAACCUGAAUCUGAACCUGAAAUACCAACAAAACGAUCAAAAAUAAAUGUACUAACUCCUGCAGUCAUUUCUGCACUCGACAGAGCUAAUGUCAGCAGUAGAAAUGCAAUGUUCAUAAUUCCUCCAAUCCUUUUAGCUGUUGGUAUUAAUAUUGAAGACAUAACGCUUAGUUACAGAACAAUUCAACGUACUCGUAUGCUCUUACGAAAGGACAUUGCGCAAGGUUUAAAAGACAACUUUAAAACACACGACAAAUAUGUUGUGCAUUGGGACGGAAAAAUGCUAAAUGACAUUUCUGGAUCAAGGUUCGUGGAUCGGUUACCAGUUCUUUUAACUGCAUUUGGUACCGAACAGCUACUUGGAGUCCCAAAAAUUAAUACUGGAACGGCAGAAAAUCAAGUAGCAGCCAUCUUAUCGACACUUGCCGAAUGGGGUAUUGUUCCCUAUAUUAAGGCGAUGUGUUUUGAUACAACGGCUGUUAAUACAGGAAUUCACAAUGGUACAUGUAAAGAAAUUGAAAAAACUAUCGGAAAAGAUUUAAUUUGGUUACCAUGUCGCCACCACAUAUUUGAGAUUAUAUUGAAAAGUGCAUUCGAAGUAUAUUGGCCAGUGUCAUCCGGGCCCAACGUAUCAAUGUUUGGAAGAUUUAAAAAAUCAUGGGACCAAAUAGAUAAAUCUCGUUAUAAAUCUGGUAUUGAAGAUACUGUUGUUUCUGACAUUGUUUCGAAUAAGAAAAAUGAAUUAUCUAGAUUUAUUACACAACGCUUACAGGUAUAAUUAAACUGGUAUUUUAAGAACGAUUUUC